This is a messenger RNA of Leishmania braziliensis MHOM/BR/75/M2904, 1008 nucleotides long. RefSeq lists its product as hypothetical. The transcript has a single exon. The record is from RefSeq and is a predicted model, not a curated record. NCBI's taxonomy places the organism in Eukaryota, Euglenozoa, Kinetoplastea, Trypanosomatida, Trypanosomatidae. Gene Ontology annotation, molecular function: aminoacyl-tRNA deacylase activity. Bases 1 to 1008 code for a protein of 335 amino acids.
AUGUGUGCGGCUCGUACGUGUGUGUGUGUGUGUCCUGUGCGCAGGUCACUCCGACGGAACGUACGGCACGUCGCCCUCUUUCCCUUUCGCUGCUCAGCUGCAACCCCUCUCCCUACACCCCCCCCCCGUUUACACCUCAUCACCCUCCUGUCACUCGCCCUCGCCAACCCCCCUCGUCGUCUCUUUUCUUCCUUUCCAUCAAUGUCAGCCGCUACAGCAUCGUCAGUGGGGCAGCGCCUAGCUCAACUGGUGAGGCGCUUUGACGCAAUCGAGGCUGACCUGAAGCGCUUACAGCAGCAGCUGCGAAACGCUGCCCUUGGUGAAGCCGCUGCUGGUGCCGCCUCCUCUGGCGUGUCAUCCAGCGGUACGAGUAGCGCUCUCAAGGCACCGCUCGACCUGUCGGCGCUGCAGCCCGACCCGAAGGAUCCGCUGGAGGUGGCAAAGCUGCGGCGCUAUUGUCUAGAGAAUGGGCUGUACUCUGCCGAGUUCAUAUGGGUCCCGUUAAACUACUAUCAGGAGAACCUGCAGUGGCGGCGCGACGCCCUGCAGGCACCGAGCAUUCGUCAUCUAUGCAAGACGAUCUUAAUGGAGAACACGCAUUGCACGAACAACAACUGCGCCGACCACCGAAACUCGCGCUACUACCUUGUCGUGUACCAGUACGUGGACCGCUUCAACUCGGAUAUGGUCGGCCGCGUGAUUCACGAGCUAAACCCCGGCAUAGGGAAGAAGAAGUUCAACUUCCGGCUGGCGGACCCGGCGGAGGCGGAGCGGCUGACGGGGGUGCGCAGCGGCGCCGUUGCCCCGUUCGGCACUUCUGUCCCGAUUCCGGUGAUCCUGAGCGCCGGUGUUACCAAGUUGACCCCACCGAUCUUCUACGUCGGCGGUGGCCACGUGGACUGCAAGUGCAGGCUCGACACGGAGGAGUUCACCCGGGUGACAAACGCAAUCGUGGCCCCUAUCACCGUGCCCCUAACGGAGGAGGAGCUUGGGCAGAUUGCGGACUAA